Molecule: messenger RNA, 976 nt
Organism: Diospyros lotus (date-plum)
Lineage: Eukaryota; Viridiplantae; Streptophyta; Magnoliopsida; Ericales; Ebenaceae
Product: ethylene-responsive transcription factor 2-like
Exons: 1
Coding region: 113-856 (247 amino acids)
Biological process (GO): regulation of DNA-templated transcription; ethylene-activated signaling pathway
Molecular function (GO): DNA binding; DNA-binding transcription factor activity
Source: RefSeq, a predicted model, not a curated record
AUUCCGAUCCAAAUUAUCCUAUCCCAAAUUCGACUCUCUCUCUCUCUCUCUCUCAUCCGAAUCAAACUGAAAAACCCACCUCAUAGCUAGAACUCACAAAAAUCUUAUUGAUAUGGAAGGAGAGACCGUGUCUAUGAGUUUUCCGGCGACCUGUAGCGGCGAGUGGCCGGCGUAUCGCCGGAGCUCAAGCUUCAGCGGCCUCUUCCGGUGCCUGACAGAGACGUGGGGAGACUUACCGUUGAAGGUUGACGACUCUGAAGAUAUGGUCAUAUACGGGCUUUUGCGAGACGCCGUUACCGUUGGCUGGACGCCGUUUAAUUUAACGCCGACGGACGUUAAGCCCGAGCCGACAGAUGAGCUGGAGCCGGCUACGACUUCUGCCGCCGCUGCUGUGCCUCAAAUGAUGGUGCCGCCGGUGAAGGAGGAGCCGGCGGUGGCGCCGCCGAAGGGGAGGCACUACAGGGGAGUGAGACAGCGGCCGUGGGGGAAGUUCGCGGCGGAGAUAAGGGACCCUGCGAAGAACGGCGCGAGGGUCUGGCUGGGGACGUAUGAGACGGCCGAGGAAGCGGCGCUGGCUUACGACAGGGCGGCGUACAGGAUGCGUGGCUCGAGGGCAUUGCUUAAUUUUCCUCACCGGAUCGGCUUGGACGAGCCGGAGCCGGUGAGGAUAACGGCGAAGAGGAGAUCGCCGGAGCCAACUGUAUCGGGGUCGUCGUCGGCUUCGGAUAGUGGCUCGCCGAAGAGGAGGAAGAAAGCGUUGGCGGCUGGGCAAGCCGAGUUCGUAAUGGAGAGUCGGUCCAAUGAGUUUCAGAAAGGACAGUUGCCAGUUGGCGAGCAGCUAUUGGUGACUUUUUAGAUUUGAGCUGUCUGGGGAGGGCAGAGAUCUAUAGGCCCUGUUUAGUUUGUCAAUAUAUCUCUUAAGCUUCAACUGGACGCAAAAUUGAAAAAGAAAGAUGAUUGAACUGAUUUUAUUGUA